AAAUGUGGUCUUGUUUCGAAUGUGGGAACCAAUAUACGGUAGUUUUUGUUUUACCCGAUGGGGCGCAAAGGCGCACAAAGUUCAUUCGUUGCCUCGGUAACAGCGUUGCGUACAGUAGUGAGCUGUUUAACCGACAUGGACAUCAGGGAGCCGGAUAUCCGGAGUUGUGGAGACAACAUGGUAAAUGUGUUCGACACGGACGAGGAGCACUUUGCUGUUUCCAGUUCCUCAGCUGCAGACACGGCCUUCGAUGGAGUUAUUGGCUGCAUAGAGGACAUCAUCAUGGAGGACGACUUCCAGCAGCUUCAGCAGAUUUUCAUGGAAAAACAUUACCGUGAGUUCGAUGACUCUGAUGAGAACAAGCUCAGCUACACGCCCAUCUUUAAUGAAUAUAUUGACCUGCUGGAAAAAUACCUGGAGCAGCAGCUGAUGGAGAGGAUUCCCGGCUUCAACAUGGACACCUUUAAAGAGUUACUCAUGCAGCACAAAGAGGAAGUGUCAGGUGACAUCUUUGACAUGUUGCUGACGUUCACUGACUUCAUGGCUUUCAAGGAGAUGUUUCUGCAAUACAGAGCUGAAAAGGAGGGCCAGUGUCCAGACCUGAGUCAGGGACUUGUGGUCACAUCUCUAAACCUUGGAGGCUCCAAGCAUGCUGACUUUAAUGAAUCUCAGUGAAUCUCUGGAAAAUUGUUCCAGGGCCUUAGUAAAAGUGUUCAAUUCAGAGUCUUUUAACAUAAAUCUUCUGUCUGUAACGGAUAAUUUAUAUUUGUGUUUCUCUGCGUUUUAUGUAGAGGGAUCAGUGGAAGAACCUCUCUGUUUCCGUUUGCCAUGAAAGUUUGAAGGUUUUGCCCACUUUCUGUUCACAAUCACUCGACUGCAUGUGACUACUUGAAAAGUCAAUAUUUCUUCAACUGUAAUUCGUGUUUUCAGUCUUUCACUCGUGCAGUGAUUCUGUUUAUAUUUAGCUUUUACUGGAACUGCCUGUUUGAAACAUAGGAACUAGAGUAUUUCUGUCCCUCUGCUGUGAAACAAAUUUGCUUCUUUUUUCAGAAAGUAAAGUAGAAGUAAUAUAUGUUUUAUGGAGAUGUAAAUUAUUUUAACAGUCUUUGAGUUUUGAACUUGUCAAAGUAAUGUUUAAUGUAAAACGACUGUGUGUGUCUGCAGUUAGUUUUUGGUACAAAUAGUUUUUUACGUGUUUAAAAAUGUUUCAUUUUCCAAGUAAGUUUUUCUCCAGUGAAAUGCUGUUGUUUGUUGUUGUCUGUAAAACAAACGAUAUUUUCAAAUAAGCACAAAAGAAAAACCUCAGUCGUUUAUUUGAAGUGCGUAGCUGAGCUCCAGCACUCAGCGCAGGAUUUCACCAACGUUCAAACUCUUGGUACAAAAAGACUCUGCGUGGUUCAUAAAGGCACGUACAGUACAGCAGGAGAGGAGCAGACUUUCACUUAAAUCACACAAAAACAAUAUUCCACGCCUGUGGAACAAUAUUUGAA
Molecule: messenger RNA, 1490 nt
Organism: Oreochromis niloticus (Nile tilapia)
Lineage: Eukaryota; Metazoa; Chordata; Actinopteri; Cichliformes; Cichlidae
Gene: arl2bp
Product: ADP-ribosylation factor-like 2 binding protein
Exons: 7
Coding region: 58-675 (205 amino acids)
Biological process (GO): maintenance of protein location in nucleus; positive regulation of tyrosine phosphorylation of STAT protein
Cellular component (GO): mitochondrial intermembrane space
Source: RefSeq, a predicted model, not a curated record